Molecule: messenger RNA, 2812 nt
Organism: Sesamum indicum (sesame)
Lineage: Eukaryota; Viridiplantae; Streptophyta; Magnoliopsida; Lamiales; Pedaliaceae
Product: SPX domain-containing membrane protein At4g22990
Biological process (GO): transmembrane phosphate ion transport from cytosol to vacuole
Cellular component (GO): plant-type vacuole membrane
Molecular function (GO): transmembrane transporter activity
Source: RefSeq, a predicted model, not a curated record
AUCUAUUACCAAGAAAAACAUCAAAGAGUUCUCUCUCCACACGUACAAGAAAGAACACGUUCUUGAAUCUCGAGCUUCUCUUCUCUUCUCGUAUCUUCUCUCUCUACAAUCGCAUAAAAUAAAGAUACGUACAUACAGACGAAUACAUGUUUUGUUUGUGUAUAUAUAUACCUUUCUGCUAGAGCUUUGUUGUAUGCACAAACACUGGCUCUGCGUGGAUGUUUUUACAAAGAUUUGAGCGUAUAGGUUGGAGGUUGUGGGUUGUGGAAUGAUAUAGGGUGGUUUGUUGGUUUUCUUUUAGCUUUUUGUUUAGUGUGUGGCUGAUAAAUUUGGAUAUUUGCGCCGACUAUUGUGUGGUUUAUCAAAGAUCCGAAUUUUGGAUUUAUCUGCGCACUCACUGGACCGAGACCCGGAGCUGGCGGAUUCUUCCGGAGUAAUCGUUUGUUGAUGCUCAUCUAAUUGAAGCUGCUUUGAGUUGGGCGGUGUCGUCAGAAUCCUCCGGCAGAGAUGGUUGCCUUUGGGAAAAGGUUGAAGGAAAGACAAAUUCAAGAAUGGCAGGGAUACUACAUCAACUACAAAUUAAUGAAGAAAAAAGUGAAGCAGUAUGCUAAUCAAAUUGAAACUGGAGCCCUGGAUCGCCGACAUGUUCUCAAGGAUUUCUCAAGAAUGCUAGAUAAUCAGAUUGAAAAAAUUGUUUUAUUUAUAUUGGAACAACAAGGUCUUCUGGCAAGCAGGAUUGCCAAGCUUAAUGAGCAACAAGAUGCUCUCCAGGAACAGCCUGACAUAUCCAAGAUAUGUGAGCUACGUGAGGCUUAUAGAGCAGUUGGACAAGAUCUCUUAAAGCUUCUCUUUUUCGUUGAAAUGAAUGCCAUUGGUCUGCGGAAGAUCCUUAAGAAGUUUGAUAAGAGAUUUGGGUACAGGUUCACAGAUUACUAUGUGAAAACUCGUGCUAAUCAUCCUUAUUCCCAACUUCAGCAAGUUUUCAAGCAUGUGGGGUUGGGAGCUGUUGUUGGAGCUAUAUCUCGAAACCUUGCGUAUCUGCAGGAUCGCCAGGGAAGCUACUUAUCUAUAUAUGACCAGCCUACCCUUCCCUUCCAGGAUCCUGUUGUUGAGUCAAUAAAAUCAGCUGUUGAUAGAUUAACUCACUCGACAAAUUUCCUUAACUUUCUGGGACAACAUGCACUUAUCAUGCAUGAAGAGUUGCCUUCUCCUGCUGAGGAACAUGUUGAUGAUCAGCGAUACCAUUUCAUGUCACUUCUUCUCAACUUGGCAAACACAUUUCUGUACAUGGUUAAUACAUACAUUAUUGUUCCAACAGCAGAUGACUACUCUAUGAGCCUUGGAGCAGCAGCAACAGUCUGCGGUGUCGUGAUUGGAGCAAUGGCAGUCGCACAAGUAUUUUCUUCUGUCUAUUUCAGUGCUUGGUCUAAUAAGUCAUACUUCCGACCUCUGGUAUUUAGCAGCAUAGUACUCUGUGUCGGAAAUGCUAUGUAUGCAAUGGCUUAUGAUCUCAAAUCACUAUCAGUACUGCUGCUUGGUAGACUACUUUGUGGGUUCGGUUCUGCCAGAGCGGUAAACCGUCGUUAUAUUAGUGACUGCGUGCCUCUUAAAAUCCGCAUGCAAGCAUCCGCAGGUUUUGUUAGUGCUAGUGCUCUAGGAAUGGCAUGUGGUCCUGCAGUAGCUGGGUUACUUCAAACCAAAUUCAAGAUCUACAAUAUCACAUUUAAUCAAGUCACUUUGCCUGGAUGGGUAAUGGCUAUCGCGUGGUUAAUCUAUCUUAUAUGGUUGUGGAUCUCCUUCAGAGAACCAGCUCAUGAGACUGAGGUCAACCACGUGCCACAAAAAUCUAAUGCUGAACAUGAUAAGCUUGAGAAGGGUCUUGCACAACCAUUACUACCAUCAACACAAAAUGAAGAAAAUGGUGAGGGGAAUGAAGAAUGUGAAGAGAGUGAAGAGGCUCCAGAGGACUCUCGUCGACCAGCCAACUCACUAGGAUCCGCCUAUAGGUUACUUACACCUUCCGUAAAGGUUCAGUUGCUGAUCUACUUUAUGCUUAAAUAUGCUAUGGAGAUCCUACUUUCAGAAUCAAGUGUUGUUACAACAUACUAUUUUGGUUGGACCACAGGCACCGUGUCGAUUUUUCUUGCCUGCCUAGGCUUGACAGUGCUUCCAGUAAACAUUGUUGUUGGAAGCUACAUAAGUAAUAUGUAUGAGGACAGGCAAAUAUUACUGGCAUCUGAAAUUAUGGUCUUGCUGGGUAUAAUUUUCAGCUUCAACUUCAUAAUCCCAUAUUCUGUGCCACAAUAUGUCUGCUCAGGCCUCAUAAUGUUUGUAUCUGCUGAAGUAUUGGAAGGGGUCAAUUUGUCACUCCUCUCCAGAGUAAUGUCAUCCAGACUUUCCCGUGGAACCUACAAUGGUGGCCUUUUGUCCACAGAAGCUGGGACACUUGCACGAGUAGUUGCAGAUGGCACAAUCACUGUUGCAGGGUUGUUAGGCCAGAGUAUGCUCUUAAACAUCACCCUUCUCCCUUCCCUAGUGAUUUGCAUCGCCUCGAUUAUUGCUACCUGCUGUACAUACAACUCCCUGUACUAAGACCUGGUUGUGUUUAGACCAUGUAGUGAGGUCGUCAAAAAGCAUCGUCCAUUUCCAUUCAUUCUUUAUUAUUUCUCCUCGAAUGAAUGUCUUAGUCAGUCUGAAAUUCUGGUUUUUCUUUUGUUUGACUAUUGCAUCAGAAUGUUGUAAAUUUCAAGCAACAAUAGUCUCACCAUUUUAUCUUUAUAAUAUUCAUCCUUGUGGUGUCCCAAGUCACGUA